Molecule: messenger RNA, 2466 nt
Organism: Aspergillus tanneri
Lineage: Eukaryota; Fungi; Ascomycota; Eurotiomycetes; Eurotiales; Aspergillaceae
Gene: pxa1
Product: putative peroxisomal ABC transporter (PXA1)
Exons: 1
Coding region: 1-2466 (821 amino acids)
Biological process (GO): peroxisome organization; long-chain fatty acid import into peroxisome; fatty acid beta-oxidation
Cellular component (GO): peroxisomal membrane
Molecular function (GO): ATP hydrolysis activity; ABC-type transporter activity; long-chain fatty acid transmembrane transporter activity
Source: RefSeq, a predicted model, not a curated record
AUGGCUGCACAAUCAACAUUACAGCCCCGAGAGGACCCUUUUGUUACACUGUACAAAUACUACAUCAAAUUAGUUCACUCCCGAUUAAAACGUUCGUCCAAAGCAACCAAACUCAUCGGUACUAUCGCGCUCGUCCUGUCUAUAGUGGGUACUGGUUAUGGGGGCUAUAGCUGGUUCCGAGAAAGAGCGAAGGAGAAUGCCCGGGGUAGGCGACUGCUGCGCAGAAACUCGGGGAUUAAGGGGAAAGAUGGAUCCCGCACUAUAUACGUGCCCUACAGGGACUCAAUGACUUCGAAAGUUAAGAUUCAUCCAACUAAACCAACAACUUUUGACGCGCAUCGGAGGUUAUUCCUGAAUCCCCCCGCUUCAGUUCGUGGAAGCAAUGGAGAAUCAGCAAAUCAAAUCCCCCCGCCAACUACGAAGCCGGGAUUAAACCUGGCCUUCCUUCACCAAUUCCUCAGCCUUGGGAGCAUCAUGGUCCCCAGAUGGGGAAGUAAAGAGACCGGUCUUUUAAUGGGCCACGGAGUUUUCUUGCUGUUGAGGACUUAUCUGUCCCUGUUGAUCGCCAGACUAGACGGUGAGAUUGUCCGAGAUCUUGUUGCAGGCAAAGGUCGAGCCUUCACUUGGGGAAUCAUUAAGUGGUGUGGUAUCGGCACGCUCGCAUCUUACACGAACGCGAUGAUAAAGUUCCUGCAAUCGAAGGUAUCGAUUGCCUUCCGCACUCGACUCACUAGGUAUAUUCACGAUCUUUACCUCACUGGGGAUAACAAUUACUACAAAUUAAUGAAUCUGGACGGUGGCAUUGGGCAAGGAGCGGAUCAGUUUAUCACACAAGAUCUUACUCUUUUCUGCUCCGCUGCUGCGGCACUGUAUUCUUCUAUGGGAAAACCUCUGGUGGAUCUUUUUGUGUUCAAUUAUCAGUUAUACCGCUCCUUGGGACCUCUCGCCCUUGGUGGUAUUCUUACGGGCUACUUUAGCACGGCGAUUGUCUUGCGAAAGCUGUCUCCACCAUUUGGGAAACUCAAAGCUGUUGAGGGCAAGAAGGAAGGUGACUUUAGAGGCUUGCAUUCCAGGCUACUCGCCAAUGCCGAGGAAAUUUCUUUCUAUGGUGGUGCCGAUAUAGAACGGAUAUUUUUAACGAGAAGCUUUAAGGAUCUUCAGCGUUGGAUGGAAGGUAUUUACAGUCUCAAGAUUCGCUAUAAUAUGCUUGAAGAUGUCAUUCUGAAGUACGCCUGGUCCGCCUUUGGCUACUUGAUCACUUCGUUGCCAGUCUUUUUGCCUGCUUGGGGCGGCUUAGGGGGUGCUAUGGAGAUGGCUACUACUCCCGAAGCAGUCGGUAGGGAGCGUGGGCGCAUGAAAGAGUUCAUCACUAACAAACGCUUGAUGUUGUCUUUGGCGGAUGCUGGUGGCAGGAUGAUGUACAGCAUCAAGGAUAUCUCGGAACUUGCUGGCUACACAUCAAGAGUCUACACUCUUAUUUCGACGCUGCAUAGAGUCCACGCCAACGCCUACUACCCUCCACGUGGCUCCCAUGCGGAACUGUAUUCUCUAGCGGAUACCCAGGGCACCAUCCAUAAUGGUUUUGAUGGAAUCCGCCUGGAACAAGUCCCCAUUGUUGCACCAUCGCUCUACCCCCACGGCGGUGAUGACCUCAUUGAAUCUUUAUCAUUCAUCGUGCAUUCGGGAGACCACCUUCUUGUAUCGGGGCCCAAUGGCGUUGGAAAGUCUGCUAUUGCCCGUAUAGUCGCAGGCUUGUGGCCAGUGUAUCGCGGGUUGGUCAGCCGCCCGCGAGGAUUCGGGCUUGAUGGGGUCAUGUUCCUUCCCCAGCGACCUUAUCUGAGCGUGGGAACUCUACGUGACCAAGUCAUCUACCCACAUACUGAAAUGGAGACGCACGACUCAGGAAAAUCUGACGCAAAUCUCCAAAAGAUCCUGGACGAUGCCUUUUUGGGCUACCUCCCGGCACGUGAGGGUGGGUGGGACUCUCGGAAAGAGUGGAAAGAUGUGUUGAGCGGCGGUGAAAAACAGAGAAUGGCUAUGGCACGAUUAUUCUAUCACGAGCCUCGCUAUGCCUUCCUUGACGAAGGAACAUCAGCUGUGUCCUCGGAUGUUGAAGGCCUACUAUACGAACAAGCCAAGCAGCGGGGAAUCACUUUGAUCACGAUUUCCACGCGCGCAUCCCUUAAGAAAUACCACACUUACAAUCUUACCAUUGGUCUUGGAGCCCAGGGGGAGCAUUGGGAGUUUGAGAGAAUUGGGACGGAGAAGGAGAAGCUGGGUGUUGAGAAAGAACUGCAAGACCUCCGCAAGCGUCUUGACAAGGUCGAUGAAUGGAAAGCACGCCGGGAGGAGAUUGAAAACGAGCUAAACAAGGUCUGGGCUCAGGAAGGCGAGUUGGCUCCACCACCGUAUGUGGCCGAGUUGGAGGCAGGAGACAGCCAAGCAGAGGAAUCAGCGAACCUAUAG